Messenger RNA from Rosa rugosa (rugosa rose), 1939 nucleotides. RefSeq names its product AAA-ATPase At2g18193-like. Lineage: Eukaryota; Viridiplantae; Streptophyta; Magnoliopsida; Rosales; Rosaceae. The record is from RefSeq and is a predicted model, not a curated record. Gene Ontology annotation, molecular function: ATP binding; ATP hydrolysis activity. Bases 305 to 1801 code for a protein of 498 amino acids. The transcript has 3 exons.
CGGUAUGAACUUUAAUUUCAGGAAAGAAGAACCAAUUUAUCUCUUGCUAAAAUCGAAUAAAUCCAACUACAUGUACAUCAGUAGUCAGAAAUCUCUUUUCAAAUCAAAUCAGCCUGCACAUAAAGAUUCCCAUUCAUCACUUUUCUCAGUACAAACACGUUGAGAGGCAGAUGUCCUCUCUAGCUAUAUCAAUGCUUGACCUUUCAUUUCUACAGAUGAAAACCCAUUUUAUCUCAGAUUGAAACCAACCCCUGUUUCCUCCAUAUCCAAAACCCUCCCGGUUCAUCAACUUCCUCAGCAAACCAUGUUUCCCUUCAAGAAUUUCAGUCUUAAAGACAUACCAACAACUCCGGCCGCCUUGUUCUCAGCCUACGCCUCCUUCACCGCAUUUGUGCAGUUGGUUCGAGCCAUGGUCGAGCAAAUCCUUCCCAAGCCGCUCCGGUUAUACAUUUUCAACAAACUCAAGGACUACUUCUUCCCUUCUCGGAGCUCCGAAGACAUGACUCUAGUGAUCAACCUAUACUCUGCCUCUCGGAUGACUGAAAACCAAGUCUAUGACGCCGCCGAGGUCUAUCUUGCAACCAAGGUCAAACCCUCCGACAAGCUCCUCCUAGUGAGCAAAACCCAUGACCAGAAGACCAUCAGUUUCGCCAAUGCGAAAGCUGCCACCAUCAUCGACACAUUUGAGGACAUUGAGCUCAAGUGGAGCCAUAUCUGCCCGGUUAAGAGAUCAGAUGCUGUUCAAAAUGACAAUGAGCCACAAAAACAGUGCUUUACGUUGAGGUUUGGCGCCAAACACAAAGAAAAAGUGAUGGAGUGUUACUUGCCGUAUGUGCUUGCUAAAGCCAAGGACAUUAAGCAAGAGGAGAAGUUGUUGAAGAUUUUCAGCUGCGGCGGCAAUAGCUCUCGUUCGAUAGGCCUUGAGCACCCUGCAACUUUUGAGACAAUGGCGAUGGAUCCGGAGCAGAAGAAAAUGGUUAUGGAUGAUUUGGAUCGGUUUGUGAGGAGGAGGGACUUUUACAAGAGGGUUGGCAAGGCUUGGAAGAGAGGGUAUUUGUUGUACGGUCCUCCUGGAACAGGCAAAUCAAGCUUGAUUGCAGCCAUGGCUAAUCAUCUCAAGUUUGACAUAUAUGAUUUGGAGCUUUCUAGUAUUUCUAGGAACUCGGACUUGAGGAGUGUGCUUCUAUCUACUUCAAAUCGUUCUAUUCUGGUAAUUGAGGACAUUGAUUGCAGUGUGGAAGCCGAAAAUCGGGUGGCAGCUGAGAAGUUUAUGGGGAGUAGAUACAAUAGACCAUCACAAAUGAAGUUUACACUCUCAGGUCUACUUAAUGUCAUUGAUGGUCUGUGGUCAUGUGUUGGAGAUGAGAGGAUCAUCAUCUUCACCACUAACCACAAGGAUCGGCUAGACCCGGCAUUGUUGCGGCCUGGACGAAUGGAUGUGCACAUUCACAUGUCCUAUUGUACUCCAAGCGGGUUCAGGAUCUUGGCCUCUAACUACCUUGGCAUUCAUGAGAGCAACCCUCAUCGGCUCUGUGGAGAAAUUGAAGGGUUGAUAGAGAGCACAGAGGUCACCCCCGCACAGGUUGCUGAGGAGCUUAUGCAGAGUGAUGAUGCUGAUGUUGCUCUUGAAGGGCUUGUCAAUUUUCUCAAAUGCAAGAUAGAGGUUGAUAGCAAAAAAACAAAGGAUGAAGGGACUAAUAAAGCAGAGAGUUUCGAAGAAGAGUUGGAACAACUUGAUAAAGUUCACACUCUCGGGCCUACUGAACUUCAUAGAUGGUCUGUGGUCAUGCUCCGGCGAUGAGAGAAUAAUUAUCUUCACCACCAACCACAAGGACAAAUUAGACCCUGCACUGUUGCGUCCAGGUCGAAUGGACGUGCACAUUCACUUGUCAUAUUGCACUCCAAAUGGAUUCAGAACCUUAGCAUCUAAUUACCUUGG